CGAGAACCAGCUGGGCAAACGACUGAUAUUCUUUGCCCCGGCGUAGCCACGAUAAACAACGUCUUGUCGUCUCCAUCCCCCGCAUUCGCGAUGAUGUCUCAAUCCCUCAGAGCAUCGCGCUCUCUCCUGGCCCGAACGGCCCGACAACCUCUGACGAUCGCUCGUCGCACCUUCAUCGCUACCCCAAUCAGACAAGCCGAUAUCGUGCAAGACCUAUACCUCCGCGAAGUUCGUGCCUACAAGGUCCCACCAAGCAAGCCAUCCGACGCCGAUGUGCACGUCCAGAAAUUCAAUGCUCCCAAGCCACCUCCAUCGCCAGAGGAGGCCAACCUCGCCGCCGAUCUGAAAGCAUACGAGACACAGGAGGUUGAGGUGGAAGGUCAAGCGACCAGCGGCGAGACCGCCCCUGUCGAGGAGGACUGGUUUGAAGACGAAGACGAGGCGCCUGCUGCUCACUAAAUUAGCCAUGUUUGCCGGGAAUGGAACAAAAAAGAAAAGGAGCGCCCUUUCCAUAGACCUUGUGUAUUUGUGUGAAUGUACACCGGAAAUCUGUAAAUCUAUACACUUCAAAAUAUAUUUUUUCUUUUUCUUCUUUCCUUCGCCUCCUCUUUUCUAUGUGUUUCGUGCUUAUCGUUAUGUUUUAACUGAACUUGCAUAUCUUUCUGGCCGAGCUACGUUUCUCAUAGAUUACGAGGGGGGGGGGGGGGGGGGGGCUGACAUACCCGUGGGCUUUCUGGACCAAGUACUCUGUAUAUCGACUUCAGUACUAAUCUGAAAGGAUAUUAUUCAAAUUGGGAACAAUACAUUACCGGACCCGGCCGCGUAUGUGCUCAUCAGGGAACUGCUUAUAUACAAAUGUACAGUAAAGUACAUGUACAAUAUAAUAUGUUAUCAUGGACAUACAUCCACGGCCCAAUACAAGGUAAAAUGAGAGAAAUAAACUAAGACAACGAUCGCUGGCUGCAACCGAAACUACCUCUUCAAUGGCGGGCAUUUUUGGGCAUUCGGCUGAGUGCGGGGGGAUAUCUGACUGAG
Blastomyces dermatitidis ER-3 is the source of this 1035-nucleotide messenger RNA. Its product is annotated as F-type H+-transporting ATPase subunit H. The coding region runs from base 91 to 459 and encodes 122 amino acids. Gene Ontology annotation, biological process: proton motive force-driven ATP synthesis. The record is from RefSeq and is a predicted model, not a curated record. The transcript has 3 exons. Lineage: Eukaryota; Fungi; Ascomycota; Eurotiomycetes; Onygenales; Ajellomycetaceae.